AUGUCAAGGCUUAGCGUCUUCAUCUGGAGGUGUCCAUGCGAGUGCUAUUGGGUCCAUUACAGUGGUGACUAUUUUGAAACUCAACUAGAGGUCGACAAAAACUACCGGAAGAAAAACAUCCAAGAAGGUGGUUUAGAAGAUUACACUGAGAAAGGAGAUAUUACCUUGGGAAUGGUCAACCCUGUGACUGUAACUUCUGUUCAGCCGGUGAUCACGUUCACCAACCACCCCCCUCCACGCCCAUGUGACUUGUUCAGGAGACCUCUUUACAAGUCAAUCCUUGCUUCACUUUUUGCUAUCAAAGAAGUCAACGAGAAUCCCGAUCUUCUGCCCAAUAUCACUCUGGGGUUUCAGAUGUUUGAUUCUUGCUUCUCAGAAGCGACUUCUCUUCAGGCAAUUUUCCAAUUGACUUCAGUUAGUGGGAACUACGCCCCGAAUUACAAGUGUGGAAACCGGUCUAUUGUACCGGCAGUCAUUGGAGAUAUUUCAAGCUCAUCGAUUGCAAUGGCAAGAGUGCUCGGUCUAUGGAAGAUACCGCAGGUCAGUUACUUAGCAUCCGUUCCAUCUUUGAGCAACAAAAUUGAGUUUCCGUCUUUUUUAAGGACCAUGCCAAGCAACACAAUUCAGCCUCAAGUUUUGAUUGAACUGUGUAAGACGUUUGGGUGGACCUGGGUGGGGUUCCUUACGUCUUCAGUAGAAUAUUGUGUACAACUUGCAGCAGCAUUCAAAAGAGAAGCAGCCAAGGAGGGGAUAUGUGUUGCUUUUUCUGAAACGGUCACAUCCGGCUCCGGUCAAAAUAAGAUGUCAGAGAUUCUAGUAAAUGUACAAAAGUCAACAGCAAAAGUGAUUAUUCUCUACUGUUUCCCUGUGGAGGUCGAAUCAAUAUUCACUGGUGUCUAUCAACAAAAUCUUACAGGGAAAAUGUGGAUAAGCAUAAAAACUUGGCAUACAACACCUUUGUCUCCAUAUUUGUUUUUUAGAAGGUUCCUCAAUGGGACCAUUGGAGUUGUAAGAAGUAGAAUUCCACCAAACUUCGUAAAGUUUCUCCAUUUCUUUCAUCCUUAUUCCUACCCCCGAAUGUUCUCCAUACAUCAGUUUUGGGAGAAAUUAUUCAACUGCAAGUGGAGUAUGGAUCACGGGAAUGGUAGUACCAUCUCAGGUGGUGAUCACUUCACUCAGACGUGCACCGGCUCAGAGAAGUUGGUGAUGGAGGAUGUAAUCGUGUACAACGACCCUUCAUCCCAAUCCGAGUAUAAUUCUCAUAACGCUGUCUAUGCCAUUGUUCAUGCCCUCCACCACCUACUGUCCUGUAAACCUGGAACGCCAUGUGCAGCAGGGAGAGCGCGGGCAUCCCCAGCGACAGGAUACCCACGAUCAGACAUCUUAUCCCUUAUGCUUUGGUGUGAGGCUAAGCUGCAAUACCUCAGCCUAUGGACAAGACAGCUUCUUCACUACUUAAAAAGAGUUCACUUUGUGAAUACCGCUGGAAAAGAAGUCUCCUUUAAUACCAAUGGAGAUAUUAAUGGCUACUUUAAUAUUCUAAAUUGGUGCCCGAAAGAGAACACUGGUCAAAUUGAGAAGGUUGGGUUCUUCGAUGACAAUCGUGAAGAGAAGCUGACCAUCAAUGAUACCAUGAUCUUCUGGGUGGGACAGGUUCCAUGCUCUGUCUGCAGUGACAAUUGUUCUCCAGGCUACUGGAAGGUGCCUCAAAGAGGACAACCCUUCUGUUGCUUUGACUGUAGGAAAUGUUCGGAAGGAAUGAUCUCCAACCAAACAAAUUCUCCAGAUUGUUCCAGUUGUCCAAAAGACCAAUGGCCAAACAAGCAAAGAACCAAAUGUGAUCCUAAAAUAAUUGAGUUCCUCUCCUAUGAAGAGCCUUUGGGUCAGAUAUUAGCCUCAUCUUGCAUCGUCUUCUCUUUAACCUCUAUGAUUGUCCUCUGUGUAUUCAUCAAGUCUCGGAAUACUGCGGUGGUGAAAGCCAACAACCGUAACCUCAGCUACGUCCUCUUGAUAUCCUUGGUAUUUUGCUUCCUUUGCUCCUUAUUGUUCAUCGGACACCCUGGCAGGCUGGCUUGCACCACGACCAUCAGACAAUCUCUCUUCGGAAUGACAUUCUCCUUAUGUAUUUCCUGCAUCUUGGCCAAAACCAUUAUAGUAGUCAUUGCUUUCAAAGCCACCAGACCUGGCAGUGGCCUGAGGUUAUGGGCUGGUUCCAGGACAGCUAUCUUGGUUGUUACCAGCACCACCUCUGUUCAUGCACUUAUUAUCAUGGUAUGGCUGGUUAAGUUUCCUCCAUCUCUCUUUCGUGAUUAUCAUGAAAUACCUGGGAGAAUCAUCCUAGAAUGUGAUGCAAGCUCGGUUUUAAUGUUUUACUGCACCAUAGGAUACUUGACCUUCUUGGCUUCGCUAAGUUUUGUUGUUGCCUUUUUGGCCAGGAACCUACCGGACAGCUUCAAUGAGGCCAAGAACAUUACCUUCAGCAUGUUGACCUUCCUUAGUGUCUGGUCGAGCUUUAUCCCCGCCUAUCUCAGCACAAAGGGCAAAUACAUUGUCGCUGUUGAGAUUUUUGCUAUAUUUUUGUCUAGCCUUGGACUUUUGUUCUGUAUUUUUGGCCCAAAAUGUUACAUAAUCCUCAUAAAACCAUCAAAGAUGACACGCGUACAUUUAAUUGCCAAGUUUAGUUAAUCUAUGGUUAAAAAAAAUUAUAAUGGAAUAGUAAUUAUUUUAUGUAGGUUUUAUGUACCUCUACCUGUCUAUC
This is a messenger RNA of Hyla sarda, 2758 nucleotides long. RefSeq names its product extracellular calcium-sensing receptor-like. Gene Ontology annotation, molecular function: G protein-coupled receptor activity. Gene Ontology annotation, cellular component: membrane. The record is from RefSeq and is a predicted model, not a curated record. Gene Ontology annotation, biological process: G protein-coupled receptor signaling pathway. Lineage: Eukaryota; Metazoa; Chordata; Amphibia; Anura; Hylidae.